CCAAUCUAAGUUCAAUCCAGCCAAAAACUAGCUCACAUUGCCAACCAGCCAGCCUUUAAUAUCCCAGACAAUAACCAUUAACCACCAGCAACCUCAUUCACUCCUUUGUCUCUCUUCCUCCUCCUCCUCCUCAUCAUCAUCAUUCCAAAUAUUUAUAUAAAACCUCCAAAAAUUCAUCAACCCAAACCACACACACACACACAAAGCAAAAAUGGUGAACUUAGUUGAAGCUCAAAAGCCAUUACUCCACUUCUUAUUAAAGCUCGCCGGACUCCGGCCAACCACCGUUGAGAUAGAUCCCGGCACAGUCAUGAGCUUUUGGGUACCCAAAACCAAUCAAUACAUCAAUGAAAUCAAGAAAACCAAGAAGAAGAAGAAGAAGAAAGAUAAGCCCUCAGUUGUUCUCGUGCAUGGCUUCGCAGCUGAAGGCAUAGUGACGUGGCAAUUCCAACUCGGAGCAUUGACUAACAAGUACGACGUUUACGUGCCGGACUUGCUUUACUUCGGCGGCUCCAAAAGCUCCGGCAGUGAACGGUCGCCGGAGUUCCAGGCUCAGUGUUUGGGUUCGGCUCUAGCUCGGCUCGGCGUGGCGCGCUGCGCCGUGGUUGGGUUUAGUUAUGGUGGGAUGGUGGCGUUUAAGUUGGCCGAGAUGUGGCCAGAGCUGGUUAGCCAUCUUGUUGUGUCUGGCUCGGUGAUUGCCAUGACUGAUUCGAUGAGUGACGCCACAUUACAACGGCUCGGCUUCGCUUCUUCGGCUGAGCUCUUGUUGCCUGACUCGGUUAAAGGCCUCAAAGCUCUUCUCACUGUUGCUACUUAUAAAAAGCUUUGGUUUCCUGAUUGCAUUCACCGUGAUUAUCUUCAGGUUAUGUUUGGAAAUAGGAAGGAGAGAGCAGAGUUGUUGGAGGGAUUGGUGAUGAGUAACAAGGAUGCUGUAGUCCCUGUAUUACCACAGGGCGCUCGGCCAUGGGUGUGUCAGGGUAGGCACCCAAGUUCAAGAGCACCCUUCGGCAGCUGCAAACAGGUGUUGAGCCUAAAGAGUAGACAAUGGAUAGUUUUGUUAUUUUUAAAAAAAAUUCAAAAAUAAGAAACUGAAAAAUAUUUUUUUUUUUUAGAAAAAAAAGUUAGGGAAACUGAUUGAAAAUGUUGUAGGGAGUUAUAAUCAGUAAAUUUACCUUUAAAUUUAUGAUUAGUAAGCCAACAUUGUUCAUUGAUUUCAAAGUAUUUAACCUUAUCAUAUUGUCUGCUUCUGUAAUUAGUUUUCUGCUAAAAAAUACUCCAAUUAGUAGUGCAAUGCAAUUAGACAUUAGAUGUCAUGCAAAACCAAAAUAAAAAAUAAGCUUAUAAAAAAAGAUGU
Molecule: messenger RNA, 1354 nt
Organism: Dioscorea cayenensis subsp. rotundata (Guinea yam)
Lineage: Eukaryota; Viridiplantae; Streptophyta; Magnoliopsida; Dioscoreales; Dioscoreaceae
Product: epoxide hydrolase 3-like
Exons: 3
Coding region: 212-1084 (290 amino acids)
Source: RefSeq, a predicted model, not a curated record